AUGGACAACUAUCACUACGCUUUGACCCAGGAGCAACUCCAGAGCUUCCAGGAGCGUGGUUAUCUUCUCGUGCGCGGUUUCUUCAUUACCGAGGAAGCGAAGCUCCUGCAGCAAUGGGCCCAAGAGGUGCACGAUUUGCCCCGAACUCCUGGUGUACCCUGGAUGCCUUACGAGGAGGUCAAUGGACAAGGUGACCGGGUCCUGUGCCGGACAGAGAACUUCGUCAACUCCCAUCAAGGGUUCGAUAGCUUUCUUCGGGGUCACCGAGCUAUAAGUACUCUCCAGCAGCUAGCUGGUGAGGAGAUGCUUUUGUUUAAGGAGAAGAUCAACUAUAAACUCGCUGGAAGUGGCGGUUUUGAUCCUCAUAUUGACGCUAAUGCGUAUACUCAUGUCAGGAAUAUUAAGCACUUGACUAUUCUUGCUGCCAUUGACACUAUGAAUGCUACCAACGGUGGCCUUGAGGUUGUUGAUGGCAGCCACCGCAUGGAAAUACCUCUGGGAAAGGAUCGUUGCAUUGAGCCCACCUGGGUCAACGGCCAUUCUUGGACCCCCUGUGACCUCAAACCAGGAGACAUUCUUGUUUUCGGAUCUUAUUUGGCCCACCGCAGUGGCGCCAACACUAGCUCCAAGGAUCGUCGCGCCAUCUAUGCGACCUAUAACCGCGCCGCCGAGGGCAACCUGCAUGAUCAGUACUAUGCCGAUCGGCAAAAGCUGUGGCCUGCAACCCACAUGCGCAAGGAGGGCGAGUCCUAUGAGGAGGGUCGGGUCCGCUAUGCCUUUGGCUCUCCGAUGUUGACCGUAGAUUCAAGCAAGAAGGAAUUGGUACCGGCAGCUUAG
This is a messenger RNA of Penicillium waksmanii, 837 nucleotides long. RefSeq names its product phytanoyl-CoA dioxygenase family protein. Lineage: Eukaryota; Fungi; Ascomycota; Eurotiomycetes; Eurotiales; Aspergillaceae. Bases 1 to 837 code for a protein of 278 amino acids. The transcript has 3 exons. The record is from RefSeq and is a predicted model, not a curated record.